This is a messenger RNA of Camelina sativa (false flax), 973 nucleotides long. Its product is annotated as protein COLD-REGULATED 15B, chloroplastic-like. The record is from RefSeq and is a predicted model, not a curated record. Gene Ontology annotation, cellular component: cytosol. Gene Ontology annotation, biological process: cold acclimation. Lineage: Eukaryota; Viridiplantae; Streptophyta; Magnoliopsida; Brassicales; Brassicaceae.
UCGUGUCGUGCAAGCAUGUAAACUUUAAUACUUCUGUUUGAAGUUGUUGCCCGACGUGUUUCUUUUUUACGGUAAUACAUGCAUUGGACGAACCAAGAACUAACUAACGAAUGUCACUGAUUCUGAUUGGAUGGAAACUAAUGCACGUUAAUUAGCUUUCGAGGUUCCGUAUACAAGAUUCUCAUUUUGUCUCUCUAAAAAAUAGAACUCUUCCGUUUGAUUCUUUUUGUUCCAAAAACACAUUUUUCUACGUCUUAUCGAGAGAGGAAAGACAAGAUAAUCGUAUGGCGAUAUCGAUCUCCGGAGCUGUUGUUAAUGGUUUAGGUUCUUCAUUCUUGAUCAGUGGAGGCAAGAUAAGCGGCGUCCAUAGUGGUGGAGCUAUGAGAGUUGGCCGGAAGAAUUUAAUCAUUGCACCUCAGCGGAAGAAGUCGUGGAUCCCGACAGCCGUCAAAGGAGAUGGAAACUCAAAGAUCGACCCCAAAUGGCUCGAUGAGGCCUCACAUAAAGCUUCCGAGUACGUGAAGGAGAAAGGAAGCGAAGUGGGACAUCUGUCAGCUCAGAAAGGACAAGAGGUUAAUGAUCAUAUAGAGAGAGCAAAGUACUAUAUGGCUGAGAAAGCUAGUGAAGCAAUCGACGAGGUGGCUGAAAUUGCUCAGUUUGCUUCGGAGUAUGUGACGGCGAAAGGCAAAGAAACAAAGAAAGAAACUGCUUCGUUAUCGGAGAAAGCCAAAGACUUCUUCGUUGAGAAAGCAGGUGAAGUCAUAGAUAUAGCGACGGAUGUGAGCAAGAAAACAGCUAAGUACGUCGGAGAUAGAGCAAAGGAGGUUAAAGAAGCUAUAACGCCUCCAAAACCUUAAGUAUACAACCCAUUUGAUCGAGGCAAUGUAGCAAAAAAAAAAAAAUGUAUUAUUAUUAUAUUAUUAUUAUGCGAGAUUUAUGAUAAAAGUGUUAUAAUAAAACGGUUAAGUUUGAA